AGAUUUGGACAGAAUGCAAAAUCCGAACCAUCAAUAAAUAUAGCGUUAUGUGAUUUUAUUUUCUUUCGUAUGAAUUUACGAAGGAGAUAGCAAGUAAUUUUUAAGUAAAGUAGAAACCAUAAAAGGAAAAGGUAGGUCGUCAGUUCGUCGCACAUCAAAAUCAGAUUAACUUGGACAACAGGCGGACGCUCCGAUCCGAUGGAAACAGAAGCUGAAAGACCUCAAGAUCCCCAAAGCGACUCUCAACAGGAUUCAAAGAAGCCCAAUUCCAGCAGUCUCGCGUUCCGCAUAUGGCCGCCGACCCAACGCACGCGUGACGCGGUGAUUGCGCGCCUCGUCGAGACGCUCACUACUCCCUCGGUGCUCUCCAAGCGGUACGGCUCCAUGCCGGCAGACGAGGCUGACUCUACAGCUCGUUCCAUUGAGAACGAGGCGUUUUCUGUUGCUGAUCUCGAGGCCGGCGCUGCUGCUGAGGUUGAUGGAAUCGAGGUUCUCCAGGUCUAUUCCAAGGAGAUCAGCAAACGCAUACUGGAAUCCGUGAAGUCGCGCGCUAGUGCUGUCGGUACUGGUUCGACUACUGGUUUGGAGGACAGUAAAAAUGGUGCGGAAGCCGCGGGAGAGGCGAGUGAGGAUGCUGUCUCUUCUGCUGAGAUGCAGACUUGAUUUCUCUCCGGAGGUUUCAAUUAUAGUUAUGGUAUGUUAGGGUUUCCGUUAUCAUUUAUGUUUUUGGAGGUUCGGAUCUGCUUUUGUACUUAUAAUACUGAUUUAUUACCCAAUAUUAUAGUUAUAUUAUUUUGUGAUCA
This is a messenger RNA of Mangifera indica (mango), 803 nucleotides long. Its product is annotated as MFP1 attachment factor 1-like. The record is from RefSeq and is a predicted model, not a curated record. Lineage: Eukaryota; Viridiplantae; Streptophyta; Magnoliopsida; Sapindales; Anacardiaceae. The transcript is spliced from 2 exons. The coding region runs from base 199 to 663 and encodes 154 amino acids. Gene Ontology annotation, biological process: mitotic cell cycle; lateral root development.